AUGCCAACAGCUGUGCGCCGCGUCGCCGGCCUGUGUGGCGAUCGGCUAUGCCGCAUGCAGAAGUGCGAGCUCCACAACGCGCCUAUCUACUCCAUCAUGCCGAUCGGGUCCACGUCGUGCCGCAUCAAGCCGGGCCUGACGCCGGCCGGCACGUCGGCGGCGGGGGUAGCGCGGCACAUGCGCCGCGUCGACCUGCGCUACCACAACCUGCUCUCCUCCGCUUUCGACGGCGUCGACAUGCGCGGUGCCAACUUGGACGGCGCCGACUUGCGCGGCAGCACCAUGUACGACACCAACUUGGCCGGGGCGAGCCUGCGCGGCGCGCGGCUGGCGAAGGUCCAGUUGGCGCGCGCGAACCUGCAAGGCGCCAGACGGCCUCUCGGGCGCUGUGAGGGCGGCAGCGAGCGCGACAACGGCGCUGACUUCACCGGCGCGGAGCUUCUCGAGGCUGACUUCACAGCGGCCGUCUUCACCGAUGUUCACUCGCGCGGCUUGAAGUCGGAGAGAGCGGUCGCGACAAUGGCCGACUUCAGCCGCGCGCGGAUGGCCCGUGUCACCAUCAAGCACAUUUCUGAAGGGGCGCGGGCCAUCUUCGACGGCGCCGACUUGCGCGACGCGCAGGUCACCGACAACGAGCUGCCCAACACCUCGUGGGUCGGCACCGAGUUGCACGCAGUGGCGAUGGAGGACACCGGGCUGCAGGGCGCGCGCAUCGAGCGGGCCGACCUCUCCGGCGCGCGCUUCGUCGACGUGCGCAUGCAGGGGGCGCUGCUCCUGAACGGCCCCGCCAACCUCACUCGCAUCACCAUCUCCAACUCGUCCUUCCAAGACGCCUUUCUGCCCGGAGCUCUGCUCGUGGAAGCUAACGCUCGCGGCGUGGACUUCUCGGGCGCUAUCCUUCCGAACGCCGACUUCCGACACGCCCAUGUCGAUGGGAGCUCGUUCCGCGGUGCCAGGAUCACGGACGCGGUCUUCUCUUGGUCACACCUCAACGCCACCGACUUUACCGAUGCCGUGGGGGUGGGCAAGGCUUUGUGGACCGGCUUUCGAGGCACACCGAAAAACGACGCCGCCGUCUAA
Emiliania huxleyi CCMP1516 is the source of this 1080-nucleotide messenger RNA. RefSeq lists its product as hypothetical. The transcript has 9 exons. The record is from RefSeq and is a predicted model, not a curated record. The coding region runs from base 1 to 1080 and encodes 359 amino acids. Lineage: Eukaryota; Haptophyta; Isochrysidales; Noelaerhabdaceae.